Gordionus sp. m RMFG-2023 is the source of this 480-nucleotide messenger RNA. Its product is annotated as NADH dehydrogenase [ubiquinone] 1 beta subcomplex subunit 2, mitochondrial-like. The transcript has 3 exons. Gene Ontology annotation, cellular component: mitochondrial inner membrane. Lineage: Eukaryota; Metazoa; Nematomorpha; Gordioida; Chordodea; Parachordodidae. The record is from RefSeq and is a predicted model, not a curated record. Gene Ontology annotation, biological process: mitochondrial respiratory chain complex I assembly. Bases 62 to 385 code for a protein of 107 amino acids.
AUAACAUCUGUUUAGCUAAAUAGUAGAUCCACUAUAUUUUUGGCAGCACCUGAUUUUCAAAAUGUUUACAAAAUACAAGACAUUAUUUGCAUCAAACAAGCAUAUUAUAAGAAAUUAUUCUGCAGUUCAUAAAUGGUAUUAUAGGAGACCACCAGUGCCACAUCCUCUUGAUCACUACUCAGCCAAAGCCUUGAACGGCUUCUUCUGGUGGUACAUAUUAUACAAUCUCUGGUAUUACCCGGAGGAUACUAUAGGUCAUUAUUAUUAUCCCGAUCCUGCUAAGUGGACUGAUGAAGAAUUGGGCAUCCCACCCGACGAUUAUCCAGGAACAGGAAGAAUCAGAAACAAAGGGGAUCCUCCCUUUGUUUUAUACAAAGAAAAUUGAUAAUCAAAAAAAAAUAUAUAAUUAUUAUAUUAUUAUAUUGACCGGAGUUUCAUAUUGUACGAUAUACUUGCAUUUUUUUAAAAAAAAAUAAAGAA